GCCCCGGCUACGUCCGCUUUCUGCAGCGGGCCGCACACAUUUCCGUUUCCGCCGCCGCCGCCGCCGCCGCCGCCGCCGCCGCCUCCUCCUCCUGGUCCUUCUUGCCGAGGCCGUUUCGAGGUUUGUGUCUCUGCACCAUGUCGGGUGGCCUCCUGAAGGCGCUGCGCAGCGACUCCUACGUGGAGCUCAGCGAGUACCGGGACCAGCACUUCCGGGGUGACAAUGAAGAACAAGAAAAAUUACUGAAGAAAAGCUGUACAUUGUAUGUUGGAAAUCUUUCCUUUUAUACAACUGAAGAACAGAUUUAUGAACUCUUCAGCAAAAGUGGCGACAUAAAGAAGAUCAUCAUGGGUCUGGAUAAAAUGAAGAAAACAGCAUGUGGAUUCUGUUUUGUGGAAUACUAUUCAAGAGCAGAUGCGGAGAAUGCAAUGCGGUACAUAAAUGGAACUCGUCUGGACGACCGGAUCAUACGCACAGACUGGGAUGCAGGCUUUAAGGAGGGCAGGCAGUAUGGACGUGGACGGUCUGGGGGUCAGGUUCGAGAUGAGUAUCGAGAGGACUACGAUGCUGGGAGAGGCGGCUAUGGAAAACUGGCACAAAAACAGUGAGUGCUGAGAGCCCCGAGUACACAGCUCACGCUGUUGAUGUUGGCGAACAGUACCAAGGUCUGACCAGUGUCUCUGUUGCACUGGAAGCCACCUCUGGUUUUGCUCUGAAAUAUUAAAAGACAGAAUCCAAAAGAAUGCCUUUAAUUCUAGUCUUAUUAGGAUGAUUUUCUGUUAUUAUGUCAAAAACUAUAUUCCUAGGCAGCAGACUCAAUCUGUGCCAAUUAAACUGUCAGCUGAAUGCCACACUUUUAGGCAGACUAGAAAAAGUGUGAGAAUUGGCUUUACAAGGUUGGUAAUCUUCAUGAGGACUGAAAAAUUUUUUAUAUUUUAAGUUUGCAUGUUUAUUGGUAAAGUUUUGAUAUCGGCUGUAACUCUGCUCUAAAUUAGGAACAGAUGUUUGUCAAGUGAAUCUGCUUUUUAUAUUUCAAUAUAGUUGGCAUAAAAGUCAGCCUUAAAUGGCCCUGGGGCUGCCACCUGCUCAUAUACUUUAGUAAACACUUCAAAUCCUGAUGCAUAAAGUUCUCAAUAGAUGCAAAUGUUUCAGUUUAAAACAAAGCAAGAAAAACAGAAACAAAAACCCAAGGACUUUGUUAUACAGAGAGGCUCUGAAAUCCUAAGAAGUAGGGGAAGACAUUGUCAGUGGGGCAUGGAAUGAAAGUUCAAACAUUCCCUCAAUAUGGUAGCUGAGAUUGGAGCCAUUAGAGUAUGUCUUCCUGUUUUCAAAAUGAGAAUGGGCAUUAGAAAAGGGCUUCAGCCAGGCCAGUAAUCCUAGCUACUUGGGAGGCUGAAGCAAGAGGAUCAAAAAUUGAAGGCCAGCCUGGGCACCUUUUGAGUAUGUCUCAAAAUACAAACAUAAAAAUGGCUGGAGAAGACACAGGGCACAGUGGCUAGGUACUUAGUAUGUGAGUAGUCUGGUUUAACACUCAGAACUACCUAAACAAUCACAGUGUGACAAUUGGGAGUGUUUACAACAGAAAGCCUCUAGGAAAUGUCUGUUACAACUAAUCCACAUCUUUUAGCUUUUUUCCUUCAACUUGUGCUGAGGGCCAUGUGUAAUAGUAAGCUGGAGGCUGGGCUCUACAGAAGAUGCCUAGAGAAUGUUUUUCCCCCAUCUUCCAAUUCUCACUAGUUUUUCAAAGUUGAGGCAGAAUAUCUUUUCUUGGCACUGUAAUGACUGUAAUGCUUAGAAACCCAUUUGUGAACACUCAAUAAGGAGACACUCGAGUUUUAAAAUAAAGCUUUUAUACUGUA
Molecule: messenger RNA, 1859 nt
Organism: Psammomys obesus (fat sand rat)
Lineage: Eukaryota; Metazoa; Chordata; Mammalia; Rodentia; Muridae
Gene: Ncbp2
Product: nuclear cap binding protein subunit 2
Exons: 4
Coding region: 138-608 (156 amino acids)
Biological process (GO): mRNA cis splicing, via spliceosome
Cellular component (GO): nuclear cap binding complex
Molecular function (GO): RNA cap binding
Source: RefSeq, a predicted model, not a curated record